CCUCCCCCUCCGUCACUGCCUGCUGCUCGUCGUCGUCCAACCCCUUCCCCCUUGCACCACCAACUCGAGCCAGCCAGCCCCCAAAAGGUUACACCCAACGACUUCAUCCUCACACAUCUUGCUACAACUUUGCUCACCAACACCAACACCGCCGCCGCCGCAACCCAACACUCCGCAACCACCGUAUGUUUGGCGCCCAUAUUGCGCACGAGCGCGCAGUAUGAGACGCCUAGAGAGCGCCACCACGACGCCAGUCUCGUCGUCGUCGGCGUCGGCCACGCCGGCCUCGGCGGCACUCGCCCCCUUCCCCACCGUCGAGCGCCGCAUCGCCGAGUCGACCGACCUGUGGGCAAGAGACCUGCGCAGUCUGUUCGAGCACGCGCACGAUCGCUAUGCCGACGUGUCUUGGGAGACGGACGCCGGCGAGCGGAUAUGGGCUCACAAGGCCGUCGUCUAUGUCCGAGCGCCGAAGGCGUUCAAGGACCGAUACUUUCUGGUGCGCAAGGCAAUGUCCCGCUCGCCCACGGCAUUCUCCUCGGGCCCAUCACCGUACCCCAUCGCCUGGCGCAACACGCAAAGUCCAUCGCUGUUCCCCCUCCCGCCACGGCGAGGGGGCAGCACGCUGUCAGUCGAUACGAUUGAAAGCGAUGGCACAUUGCGUGCUCCUACACUGAGCACGGGCUCCGCCGACGGCUCGUCCCUGCGCCUCGGUCUCGAGGACACGCCAGAGCUCUUCCGUGCCCAGCUGGAAUGGCUGUACACGGGCGAGGGGUUUGGUGAUGUCGUCGAGUGGAUCAGCGACGCCGAGGGAGGAGCAGGCAGUGUGCGCGACUCGCUCGGACGCCGCGGGAGCCUCGGGGACAGGAGGGACAAGCUCGGCCAGGACUUGACCUACAUGUGGACGAGCAAGCUCUACUGCGACGUUCGGAUACACCUCGAGGCGCCAGACGAGGAACACUACGAUUCGGACGGGUCAGACGACUCGGACGACUCGUUGGCAAACACGGUUAUUUUUACGGCCCAUCGCUUCAUGCUGGUGUCGAGAUCACCCUACUUUGCCGCCAUGUUUCUCAAUGGUAGCGGAUUUCGCCCACCCACGAGCGACGUCCACUUGCCAUCGCCGCCGUUCACACCGGCCGCGCUCCAUUUCUGCCUGGGCUGGAUGUACGCCGGCCACCUUGACUUUUCCAACCGGACAUUUGACCUUCAGACCGCGUUCCAAAUCCACCGCGCGGGAACCUACCUCCAGCUCGACUCGCUCGUCGCCGAAAUCGAGGCACGCAUAGUGCACGACUUUUGCCACGGCCUCGACUGGAACAAGUGCCACUGCCGCCGGUGCAACGUGCGCGCCGCUCGCGUCUGGCGUUUCGCACUCGCACCAGAUACCGCUUCGCUCGACUUGGCACGCCGCGCCCGUCGGUACCUCUUAGCCGGAUGGGCCGAGUCGUGGUCGCGUGAGGUCGCCACUGCGGACCAGGAAGACCGUGACGGGCUGGUACAGGACGUUAUCGCGGACAUCUCGGCUGCCAACGUCGUGUCGACCUACCGCAGCGUCGAGCACGUCCGUGCCAGGAUGGAAAAGACGGUCCGGAUCAAAGGGUCCACUGAUGGCGAGUGGCUCGACGUGCUGGGCGACAUGGCGGAAAAGAUUGAAGCAAAGGCACGCGAUGUCCUCUCGUCGCAGCUGGCCACAGUGUGCGAUGGCAAAGAGUUUGAGGAUAUCGUCACGGGCGUCGGAUUUAGCGACGACCUACUUGACCACGUUCUCCGCGAGAUUGUCGCUUGCGCGGGCGGACCCCGCGGCAGCGUGCAAGCUCCGAGAAUGUACCAGACGAUCGUCUCGUCCAUCCUGCUACGAGUUGACCCCAACACCCUCGAGACGACACUGCCAGCACGGUCGCUCCAACGCCAAAAGGUCGAAGAUGCAAAGGAAGGUGUCCUCGCCCACAUCAAGCGUCGAUGGAUGCAAAUCAGGGAGGAGGGGGGUUUUACCGGGCUUGAGCCUUGGGCUCUGAAGGAGAUUCGAGAUGAAAUCGAGGUGCCCAUCGAAGACUUGCUUGGCCCUCCCCAGGUGGCAUUCCCCCGCACACGUAAAGCCACAAUGCCGAGGACAACCUCGCGCCCAGCGGGACUCGGCGAUGCAGGGAGCGUGGCCUCGACCCGGACGCCCCGCACAUCAGAUGCAAGCGUGACAAGCCGUACCUCGACACUGCGAUCGCCGCCCAUCGAAGCGCCCGAGCCGCAGGCGCCCGAGCCCAACGGUCUGCGUCGUCUGCGCCUUUCCAGCUCGGCAUCUACGAGUUCUGUUGUCUCUGCGCGCUCUGCGGCAUCACGCACCGCGUCGGCAGCGUCUCGUCCGCCCAUGCCGUCCGGCCCGACGCCGCGCAGCCCCGGUGCGGCGCAAAAGACGCUCGUCGUGUCGGUCGGCUCAAAGGGCCGCGCUCCGCGCGCGGCCUGCACCGGCGCGCAGAGUCCGACCCCGAACCGUGCAGGCCAGGUCAUGACUGGCGGUCCACGCCCACUUUCCCUCACCGGAAGGACACCAGUGUCCAAGCUCCAGUCAGCGGCGCGCUCAGAGUCGCCGUCCUCGCCACUGUCGCCGACAAACCGGUCUGGGCCGCCCAGCACGACGGCGAGUACCCGGUUGCGCGAGCAGUCGGUUAGCUCGGCUGCCAGCGCAUCUAGUGUGUUGACGACGGCGACGAAUAAGACGACCGGGACUGCCAAGUCGACAUCGUCCAGGCCGUCGAGUGUAACGAGCGCGUCGAGGCCAUCAAGCACUACCAGGCCGGCGAGCACGACAAGGCCGGCAAGUGUAAAGAGCACCGCGGCCGCUUCCAAAACCGCGAGUAGUAUCAAGACAGUGGCCACGACUGUGGCAUCGACAUCCAAGCAGCCUGCCAAGCCAUCGCCGGCACCGACCCCGCCUGUCAAGCCGGCUCCGGCACCCGCCGCCAAGGCUACUACGGCUACCGCGACGAAGCCCGCGGCCCCUGUCAACGCCGCUGUGGCUGCUGCUGCGGCACGAAGGCGGACUCUCUCCACCGCUAGCGCAAAGGCCAGCAAGCCUGCAGCAGGUGCCGUUCCUGCCGUGCCAGCGCAGCCUGUUCGACCUACUGUGGCCGCGGUACGACAACGGACCUUGUCGACCACGAGCGCCAAGUCCACGCGAUCCCGAGCACCGUCUCUGGCCCCAUCUCUCGCUCCGUCUGUCGCGUCGGAGGCGUCUACUGCCGCGACGUCGACAGAGACGCCGUCAAAACCUCCCACCGCCGCCCCCAAAGUUGCCGUGAGACCCGCUCCCAUCUCUACCAAAGCGCCCGUGUCUGCCAGCAAGGGGUCUACACCUACCACGCCAAGAGCUGGUGUCAAGCCCUCCGUCUCGACCAAGUCGCUCUCGGCAGCCGAGCGCCCUCUACGGCACCAGGCGUCGACCAAGUCGUUGUCUGGGCGACCUCCACCCGCAGGGGUCAGCUCUACGAAAGCGGCUGCCGCUGCUGGCGCACCAAAGACACCCACAGUCCCAAAGACUCCGGUGUCGCGCGCACCAGCAGGGACCAAGACGCCGACUCCUCGAGACCGGGCCAGUGGCUCCAAGACGCCGACACCGCGUACGCCCAAGCCCCGUGAUGUAGGCUUGGCUGCUCCACCGCUGCCUACCACGCCGCGGGCGCGCUCGACGUCGAUGAACCUCAAGGCCACGACGCCCGGUACGUCCCCGCGCCAGAGAACGACAUCGUCGGCCGCGCCGCCAUGGAAGAGAGCAACGCCAUUACCUCCCAGCGUCGCGGGCGUGGUAGGGGCCAAGCAGCCCACCUCGUCUACAGCUACUGGCCCAAGACCAUCGCUUCGCUCGUUAUCUGGAUCUACCGAGGGCCCUGUUACGCCACGCUUAUCAGAAAUAAUCGAGCCAGUCAUCGUCGUGGACCCGUCUUCACCCCAUGCCACGCCAGUCAUCACGGCCUCCCCAGAGCCUGCAAAGGUGGCUGAGGCACUGGAGCUGGCACGAGAACUGGCGCCUCAAUCGCCCCCUGAGUCGGAAGUUCUGCGAACGCCGGAGCAGUCCCAGGCGUCCGAAACGGAGGUGGUCGAGUCGAGCGUGCUAUCCCCGGCCCCUGUUGAGAAAGCCGCCAAGCUGCCACCGGCCCCGGCCCCGGCCCCUGUCCCGGCGAUUGUCGAGCAGCCGCCUAGACCCGACAUGGAGCAGCUUGCGCCGUCUCCGCCACAAUCCUCCGUGGGGGUCUCUGCGUCAGAGGCCGAGACAUCGAUCUCGCGACACACGGCCCCACCAUCUACCCCGGCGCAGGAUAUUCCAGUGUCGGCCGCUGCGCCCAUCACGUCGCCGGCGCUUAGCACGUCGCCCGUGAGCGUCGCGUCCCGGAUCGUGAGCGAGGGUGGGACGAGCGCCAACCUCGGAUCGCCGUUCCGCCCGCACCCCGCGUUAGCGUUCGACCCACCAAAGAAGAAGCCUUCCUUGCCCGUCGCUCCCGUCGCACCCAAAAUCGAGAUCAAUGACGGCAACACGCCGUUCAGCGGCGAGGGCGUGUCGCUCCAAGUUGGUAUCCCGUGCAUCGUGACGCUUUCCCAGCGACGGGCACGCUUCCGCGCCAACGUCAAGUACCUUGGGCGGAUGGUCAACUCGCGCGGCGCAUGGGUCGGACUCGAAGUGGAUGACCUCGAGCGCCUGGGCGUCGAGACGCUGCCCACUGGUGCGCGCGACGGCGUGCGCUACUUUCACUUCACGCCCCCGGCGGCGCUCCCGACCCCAGGUGACCAGAACCACCCGGACAAGCGCGCCCUGCGCCAGCGCCGCAUCGCCAACAUUGCCGAGAGCCUACCUGGCCGCCCGGGCCGCAGCGGCCUCCGCCAGCCAUCCAUCGCGGCCCUCACCCUCGGCGGUGGCCUCGCCCCACCACCGGCCGACCCCCGCCGCGCCUCGAGCCCCUUUGCGGCGUCCGAGUGGGCCGCACCGGAACGCCCGCGCGCCCUCUUCGUCCGUCCCAGCGAGGUUGUCUUCGUCACGGGGGCCGAUUAA
Molecule: messenger RNA, 5035 nt
Organism: Vanrija pseudolonga
Lineage: Eukaryota; Fungi; Basidiomycota; Tremellomycetes; Trichosporonales; Trichosporonaceae
Exons: 4
Coding region: 221-5035 (1604 amino acids)
Molecular function (GO): protein binding
Source: RefSeq, a predicted model, not a curated record